This is a messenger RNA of Scaptodrosophila lebanonensis, 1730 nucleotides long. RefSeq lists its product as uncharacterized. The transcript is spliced from 8 exons. Bases 83 to 1540 code for a protein of 485 amino acids. Gene Ontology annotation, biological process: carbohydrate metabolic process. Gene Ontology annotation, molecular function: chitin binding. NCBI's taxonomy places the organism in Eukaryota, Metazoa, Arthropoda, Insecta, Diptera, Drosophilidae. The record is from RefSeq and is a predicted model, not a curated record. Gene Ontology annotation, cellular component: extracellular region.
GUGUCGGUUCAACAGUGCCCGAACUAGUCGAGAACUAGGAACGAGGAAGCGCGAAUUAAAGCAGCAACAAAAAUUUGUUAAAAUGUUGCACCACCUAGUCGCUGUUUUGCUGAUUGUGGGCGCCAGCGCCCAAAACAAAGACAAGGAGGAGUUCCAAUGUCCAUCGAACUUGGCGAAUGGCAACUAUGCAGAUCCUGCGACCUGUCGCCGUUUCUAUCAGUGCGUCGAUGGCUUUCCGUAUUUGAAUCGCUGCCCAUCCGGCCUGUACUUCGAUGAUGUGCAAAAGUUCUGCACAUUCAAGGAUGAAGCCAAAUGUGGACCGCUUGCAACAACACCUGCACCGGCGACGGAUGCGCCCGCGGACACCGCCCAACGUUGCAACACGGAAGAGUGCCAGCUACCCUACUGCUUCUGCUCGAAAGAUGGAACACAGAUACCCGGCGAACUGGAAGCCGAAAAGAUACCCCAAAUUAUAAUGUUGACUUUUGAUGGUGCUGUGAAUUUAAAUAACUAUGAUCAUUACCAAAAGAUAUUUAAUGGAAAGCGUAAGAAUCCCAAUGGCUGCAACAUUCGCGGCACGUUCUUCCUGUCGCACGAGUACAGCAACUAUCAACAGAUUCAACACUUGGGCUAUGCUGGUCAUGAGAUUGCAACCGAAAGUAUUUCACAACAACUCGGACUGCAGGACAAGGGCUAUGAGGAGUGGGUGGGCGAAAUGAUUGGCAUGCGUGAAAUUUUGCGUCAUUUUGCUAAUGUGUCUGUCAACGAUGUGGUCGGCAUGCGUGCCCCAUUCCUCAAACCAGGACGCAACACACAAUACAAGGUUCUGGAAGACUUCGGCUACAUCUAUGACAGUUCAAUUACCGUGCCACCAGUAGCUGUGCCCGUGUGGCCCUACACUCUAGAUUUUAAAAUUUCGCAUGAGUGUAAGAGCGGCACAUGCCCGUCCCGCACAUUCCCUGGCGUGUGGGAGGUGCCCCUAAAUACGCACUAUGUGGAGGGCUAUGAGGGCGGUCACUGCCCCUAUUUGGAUCAAUGUGUUCUGCAUAACCUAGAUGAGAAUGAAGUGUUCGAGUGGCUGCAGGAGGACUUCUCGCGUUACUAUGAACAGAAUAAGGCACCCUACAUGAUGCCAUUCCAUACCAAUUGGUUCCAGACCAAGCCCCUCGAGAAUGGGUUGCACAAGUUCUUGGACUGGGCGCUCGAACUGCCCGACGUCUACAUCCUAACGGUUACGCAAAUGUUGCAGUACAUGACCGAUCCCAAGGAGCUGCGCGACAUCGGCCAGAUUGAGGCCUGGAAAUGUGACAAGAAUGUUGCAGUGGCACCCAAGCCCUGUAACAUUUGGAGCACCUGCGCGCUUUCCUUCAAGAUACCCGAACAAAAUCUAACAGAUACACGCUACAUGGAAACCUGUCGCGAGUGUCCCAAUGUCUAUCCCUGGCUGGGCGACGCCGGUGGUACAGGUAUAUCGGGUAAAGAUAACUAUAUCUUCUCCGGCCCCAGCACCGAUACGGAGGACGCGGCUGCUGUUCAAUAGAAAGUAAAUCAGACAUCUCUCUGUGUGUUCUCUGUUCUAGCAUGUCUAUUUUCUAUCUAUCUAUCUAUAACUAUAUAUAUUUUUUCUACAUAACACCUGCCAGUCUGCCAACAGCAAAAAUGAUUUAUUUUUUCCCCAACCUCUCUUUUAGUGUUUCAACCAAUUUUUUUUGUUUCUAUUUCAAACACUU